Molecule: messenger RNA, 607 nt
Organism: Eruca vesicaria subsp. sativa (arugula)
Lineage: Eukaryota; Viridiplantae; Streptophyta; Magnoliopsida; Brassicales; Brassicaceae
Source: the annotation of a GenBank genome assembly
CAUCACCGGGCUUUGGCUGAUUUUCCUAGUGACUUGGGAAGAAGAAGAAGAUGAGUAACACACCAGCGGCUGCGGCGUCGUCGUCAUCUAAAUCGAAAGCUGGCGGAACUUCUCAGGCGCCCGAAAAGCGCAAACCCCUCUUCCAAAAAGAAUUACAGCAUAUGAUGUAUGGAUUUGGCGAUGAGCAGAACCCUCUCCCAGAGAUUGUCGCUCUUGUUGAAGAUAUUGUCGUCGAAUACGUCACUGAUUUGACACAUAAGGCUCAAGAGAUUGGCUCUAAGCGUGGAAGGCUACUGGUUGAUGACUUCUUGUAUCUUAUCCGCAAGGAUUUGCCAAAACUUAACAGGUGUAGGGAACUAUUGGCCAUGCAAGAAGAGCUGAAACAAGCUCGUAAAGCUUUUGAUGUGGACGAAGAGAAGAUUACUUCACUCGAUUGUUUGAUCCAUCCCUUUUUUUUUUAUGAACAAGCUUCUUCUUUUCUUUUUUUUGGGUAAACCUUCUUUCUGAGUGUAAAAAGAAUAGAAUGACAGAUUAUUAUCACACAAGUGAAACUGAAAUUUACCCGACGAGUGAAUGUUCUCCGGGCUCCGGAUAACGAAACUGCGGC